Molecule: messenger RNA, 898 nt
Organism: Lolium rigidum
Lineage: Eukaryota; Viridiplantae; Streptophyta; Magnoliopsida; Poales; Poaceae
Product: auxin-responsive protein SAUR32-like
Exons: 1
Coding region: 235-591 (118 amino acids)
Biological process (GO): response to auxin
Source: RefSeq, a predicted model, not a curated record
UCGUCGUCAUCUCACAAGAAAGAAAAGAAGAAGAAGCAGAAUCAUGUCCAACGUGCCCACCUCCCUCCGCGACUCCUCCCUCACCGUCUUCCGCCUCGCCAUCUCCAGCUCCGACCCUUGGCCCUUCUCUUCCUAACCCCAACCCCUUCCCCCACUGCUCCACCUCUCCCAUCCUCUUCUCCUCCACACCACAGCAAAGGUCAGAGAGUCCUGCUCGAUCCUCGAUCGCUCCCGAUGCCGCACCGGCAGCAAGGGGCGCCCAAGGGGUGCGUGACGGUACGCGUGGGCGCCGAGGGCGAGGAGCAGCGGCGCUUCGCGGUCCCGCUGGGCCACCUCAGCCACCCGCUCUUCGCGGCGCUCCUCGAGGAGGCGGAGCGCGAGUACGGCUUCCGGCACCAGGGCGCCAUCGCCAUACCCUGCCAAGUCGACCGCUUCGUCCAGGUCGAGAGCGCCAUCGACCGCGACCUCGGCGAGCACCACCACCAGCACCUCCUCGACCUCGACAACUGCGGCGCCACCAUCACUGGCGGCCACAACCACAGCCACAGCCACAUCCACCUGCCACGCUUCGUCGGCUGCUUCCGCGCCUGACGGUGAUGCGUCGGUCGAAUCGAUCUCGGGUGGGCGGUCGAGGUGCUCAACGGUUCCAGUUCUUGAUGUUUGUCUAGAAUGAAUUGGUUGGUUAGUCGAGAGCUUCUUCCGUGCUGGUUUGUUUCGCCUACCCUUCUCCCCCGUUGCCUUGGUUUGUUACGGUUGUUGUAAUUGGUUUGGUGCGCGCGGGGAGAAAUCGGAGCAAGAGCUUCGAUGUUGAUGAUGAUGAAAACUUGUGAUCUCAAGUGUAAAGUGAGAAUAUUAAUUGUUAGCUUUAUACUAGUAUAUAGACCCUUUACUUUGCUUU